AUAUGUGUGUGUGUGUGUGUCUAAAGAGUGUUUGAAUUUUUCCAUGCAACAUUCGCAGUGGAAAGCCAAUUGAGACAAGCAAAUUAAAUAUACACAUAUCAAAUGUUUAAUGAAAACGCACGAUAACACCAGGAAAAGCGUCGAAAGGUUUUCGUUAAGUAUUUCGGCAAAUAUUCUGGACAUUGCGAGGGGUCAACGGUGCGGCGACCGAUCUCGAUGUCUCCGCAAUUAGAUAAUGCUUAAGUUACCAAAAGGCUUAAAAAAGAAAAAGAAGAAGUCGAAAAAGGACCAAGAACUCUUCACCGAAGAGGAGCUCGAGCAGUACAAGCGUGAGCUCAAAGCCAAACAGGAGGCUGCCGCCAACAAAUCAGACGCUGGCGAAUCGGACGCAGCAUCGGACGUCGAGGGCGCAGCAGCCACAUCCAGUCGAUCAGCCGUUUCGGCAGCCACAUCAGCCUUUGCGGCAACAGGCACUGCCCACGAGCAGCAGCAGCUGCAGCAGCAGCAGCAGACCGCUGACGCUGGCGACGAAGAAUGGGCCAAGUUUAAGGCGCUAACCUCAGGUGUCGAUACUAUAUUACACAAGACACAGGACGAGCUUGAUCGCAUCAAGAAGGAAUCCUUUUACCAACGCCUGCCCUCGGCAGCCGAAAAGAAGAAGCAGGAGGAAGAGGAGGCCGCACGACGUGAGGCGGCAAGACUCGAACGCGAACGUCAACUAGCCGCCGAGCGCGAGGCGAACCGCGACAAAUUAGCGGAGGCCGUUGUCCAACUUUCCGACUCGGAGGACGACCAGCAGGACGAGGUCGAUGACAUCUUUGCCACUGACUACAUCGAGGCAAUUACCAGCGGUGAACUGCAACUAACUGCCGUGCCCGAUUCGCCCGUGCUUGAUAUAGACGACGGACCCGAUCCCUUUGAUACCGCUUACGCGGAGAAGGUCAUUGUUGGCGCCGACAAGGCCAAGGGCAACAAGAAACUCGUCAGUCUCGGCGCCGCCGUUGAGGUGCUCUCUGGCCGCGUCGAUCGCGAACACGCGCUCGCCUUAGCCAAUCCCAAGCGGAAGCUACGCAAGGGCAUACAGAAUCUACUGCUCAGCGAAAGCGUUGAGCUAGCCGAUCCCGAAGCGGAUCUCUUAGCUCCCGAGCCCCAGCAUAAUCUACUCGACGAUCUCGUCGAUGACGCGCCCGAAUGUGUAGGGCCCAUUGACUUGAGCGUUUCGCUGCACUUGCAUUUGAUAAAGCCCCAAAGAGUCGACGAGGACGACGAGGAGGGCGACGAGGGACUUGGCCAGCUCAAUCCUGAUCUAGCCGAGUUUGAUGCACUCAAAGACGAGGAGGACGACGAGUUUGCAGAACUAGCAGCAGAAUCUCUAACCAAAAAGGAGGAGGUUACCAUAGUUAAUCAGGUUCUGCUGCCGCCUGCGGAGCUACUCGCCGAAGCCGCGGCAGAAGCCAGUUGGGCAGAGUUUGAACCCGAGCCUGAAGAGCAACAAUCAGGUAAGCCGAAACGUCCACCACCACCCGGUCGUCCUUCCACUGGACCGCACAUUGUGCCCGGUGCUAUCUACGUUAGCGACGACGAGGACGACGCCAAUCUAGACGACGAUCCGUUUAACACUUACUACGCGGAACAGGUGAUCAAAAAGACAACUGUACUCGAACAGGACGACGAUUUCGAUCCGCGUGCCGAGGAGCCAGCUGCCGAUUCGAAUUCACUAGCGGCACCAGAUCGUGACCUUUUGGCUGGCAGUGCAACCGAUCUGAGCAAGGUUGUGCCUGCGCCACUUGCGCCCACGCUAAGCGUCGACCAGCAGGAGCAGGACUUUGAUCCCUUCGAUACAUCGGCCAUCAACGCACUCGUUCAGCCAAAGGCCACAGAGCUGCGAUUUCUGGAGCGUGAACUGCUUAACGAAACCGGCUCAAGCCUAAAGCACUCGCUGAGCGAUCCGGACUUUGAUCCGCGCGCAGGCCAGCCGGAGAUCGUCGCGGCGCCAGUGCAAGUAGCACAGAUUUCCGCCCCGGAGCAGGAAUUCGACUGUGCCCGUCGCAAAUCGUCGCUAAGCCUUAAUAUACAGGGCAAAAGCGUGGGCUUUUUAGUGCCCUCGCAGGAUUUGCUAGCCGCUGGUAAUGACGGUUGCCUUGGUGCCAAUAAGAAGCCACUGACACCCUACUACGCGCCUGCCGCCCAGCCCAUUGCCGAGCGCGAGUCGGAGGAUCCGUUUGACACGUCGUAUGUGCCCGAGGCCAAGCUUAGUGACAUUGAGCUGAAGCAUAUUGAGGCCGAUCUAAUUACAGAACCAACAUUGAAGCACAGCUUAUCCGAUCCAGACUUUGAUCCGCGCGCACCGCCCACACCCGUGCCAGCAGAGGUUCUGCUGGCCGUCGAGGAGAAUAUCAAUAUCAAGGUAUUGACGCCCGCUCAGGAGCGCAGGCGGCUGCCAAGCAACGUGCAGCUGGACGAGGACCUGGAUCUUGAUCCAUUCGAUACCUCAAUCGCAGCCAAUUUACAGCCAGGACAAACGGAACUAAAGCUGCUCGAGAACGAGCUACUGCCCGAUAGCGCCAAGCAGCCCAUCACCGGAGUUCUCGAUACUCAGAGUGACGCACAGGAGCUGGGACUGGGCGAUAAGGUGCUGACGCCGUCGCUGCCCAACCGCACAACACAGGAGCUGCUAGAGCAGCAACAGGAUAUUGAUCCUUUCGACACAUCCAUAGCGGAAAAUCUAGCGCCAGGCGAAACAGAAAUCAAGCUCCUGGAGAGCGAGCUCAUCGAGCGCUAAGCAAAG
This is a messenger RNA of Drosophila novamexicana, 2788 nucleotides long. RefSeq names its product protein stoned-A. The transcript is spliced from 3 exons. The record is from RefSeq and is a predicted model, not a curated record. The coding region runs from base 236 to 2782 and encodes 848 amino acids. Lineage: Eukaryota; Metazoa; Arthropoda; Insecta; Diptera; Drosophilidae.